CCAUCCUCAACACUACCAACACCACAGCAAACCCCCAAGCUGAACUUCCACUGAGCAAAAAUGGAGCAACAACUAUGGCGGGAAACCCAGAAAAACCUCACCACCACCACCAACACCCUCUCUCUGCAACUCCUCUCACGACUCCAAACCCUCAUCACCAACCCAUCAACCUCACCAUCCACCAUCACAACCAUCCUCGAAACCCUCAUCAACUCCCCCUCCCUCCCUCCCAACCACCACAUUUUCUCUCUCCUCCACUCCCUCUCUCUCCACCACCCUUCCUUCUCCUCUCCCCUCUCCUCCUCCCUCCCCUCCAUCACCACCUCUCUCCUCUCCGACCCCACUUCCUCCGCCAUCACCGCCGCCGCUUCACUCUCUCUUCUCGUCUCACUCUCCGCCGCCUACUCCCUCGAUGACAGCCUUGUCAUUUCUCUGUGUUUCCGCCCGUGUGUUUCGGUUCGGGUUUGGGUUUUGAAUAAUGUGAUGAAGUUAUCGGUUCCUCCUAAUUUGUUGCUGCCGGUUAUGCUAGGGUUUACUAAGGAUCCUUACCCUUGUGUUCGUAAAUCUGCGUUGGAGGGUUUGGUGGGUGUUUGUGAUUCUGGGGUUGUGGUUGAGGAUUAUGGGAUUGUUGAAGGGUGUUAUUUUCGUGCCGUUGAGCUUCUUCUUGAUCAACAUGAUUAUGUUCGCUUGGCUGCUCUUCGUGCAGUGAGCGCAUGGGGUUGCAUGCUAGCUGCAUCUAAGGAAGAGGAAGAAGAUAGGAGAGGCUGUUCGGAUGGUGUGUUUUUGCUGAUAUGUUCUAUGGUCAGAGAUAUGAAUGUGGGAGUCAGGGUGGAGGCUUUUACCACCCUUGGAAAAAUUACUUAUGUAUCUGAAGAUAUUUUGUUGCAGACCCUUAACAAAAAGGUUGACGAAGCAAUUAAAGUGAAACAAUCCUUGGCUCUGUCUAGCUCAAAUUCACAUGAAAUUCAUGCUGGUGUUGCUGCCGGUGCAUUUAUUCAUGGUCUAGAGGAUGAAUACAGUGAGGUACAACGGGCUGCCUGUAUCUCCUUGCGAAUGCUUUGUGUCAUCUCUGGUCGAUUUGCUCCUGAUGCUGUUAGUAUAUUGAGCUAUGUUCUGAAUGAUGACUCGGUUAUUGCCAGGUUAGAGGCUUUGAAGACAAUCCAUUGCAUGGCAAUGUCUGGAUGUGUAGCGAUGAAAGAGGCACAUAUAGAUAUGGUGCUUGGUACCCUUGUUGACAGGAACUCCCAGAUAAGAUCCAGAGCCUUUGAUUUGCUUGGAUCAGUUAAAUUGCCUGACCUGAAAGUGUCUAAAUUAACUGUUGAAAGCCUCUUUAGAAGUCUGGACAUCUAUCCCAAGAGUGAAGCCGAAAUCUUUCGUACAUUGUUCAAUAUGGGUCACAAUCAUGGCAAAUUUGCAGUCAGGAUUGUCAAGGACCAUUAUAAUAAGAUUAAGCCUUCCAAUGAUGAAAAAUCUGGCUGUUAUGGUUCAAGAAUUGCUGGAUUGUUGGUUUUGGCUAUUUCAGCUUCCCUCAAACACGAAGAGCACUUUCAUCAAAUUCCACCAAGAAUAUUUUCGUAUGCAGCUGCAUACUUUGGGCGGAUUGCUUAUGCGCUUGGUGAUAUUCUGGAUAUUGAUUCCCUUUUGGCCUACCUGUCUUGCUGCGGUGAGCACCAAUUUGAGGUACAGUCUGAAACCAGGACUCGACCAGAGGUACUUCCAGCUGCAAAAGGUCAGCAGGAAGCACCUGUGCAUGUCUUCAGUGCAAUGCAAAUUGUUCUUGCAACAGUGAAGAGGUUAUGGCCGCUGGUGAAAUGCGGAUGUACAAAUGAAGUGUUGAAGUCUUUAAGGUGUUGUAAAGAAUCUCUUGCAGCAGUAAGGGCUGGCUCUUUUGCAUAUGCUGCUGCUGUAGCUUUUGCCUUCCAAUAUAUUCAUAUAGUGAAGCUUGUCACGAGGGUAUGGAGACACUUUGAGGUUUCCAAAACUUGUCAUUUGUAUCAAUUGGGUGACUUUGACUUGCUACUUGGGAAACUUGACAAAGCGAUUCUAGCUAUCAGAUACAGGUUCAUUGGGUUGAGUAAAGAUGUUGAGCUUAUUAUAAUGGAGUUGUUGCUUCUCAACUAUCUGCUGCAACUUUCAAGCUCUCACAUGCAUUGCAAAACCUUACAGAAAUUAUCUACUAUGGUUGCUUCGGUGUGCCACUUACGGGAUGCAAAAUCCAUUGCAUGUUCGGACUUUGUGAACCUACUUGCAGAACUAUUGUCCAAUGGCAGUUUCUCUCUUGAUGCAACUGGCGAUCAAUGUCAGUUGAAAAAACUGCGUGACUUAUUUAUACUCAAGGACGUGAUACUCACUGAAGAAAUCAGACACAUUAGUGCAGAGCUUGUUGUUCUUGGCUUUGACUCAGUAAGUCCUUUGCGCUUCAUCUCAGGAUUGCCUGUCGGUAUACCCCUGGACAUAACUCUCUAUAACGUGACUAAUGAGCAUAAGCUAUGGCUUAAGAUUGUCUUAGAUGACAAGGUAUCAGAGUUUGUUUUCUUAGACAUGGAAGAAUAUGGAGGUCUUGAUGAGGUCAAGAAGUUCAAGUUCACCGCACCAUUUUACAGAACACCAAAAACAGUUGCUUACACAUUGAGGGUUAGUAUGGGUAUGGAAUGUAUGUCUGAGGAUUUGCAUUUGGUUAGAGGUCAUGGGGGCCCUAAACAUGCCCUGACUUACAUUAGCCUGGAAAUUGAAGCUUAUUUUGUAAAUUUGAAUGCUGAUCAUCUUUUGUUACGUUAAAUUGCUUCUCCCUUCGUUUC
Molecule: messenger RNA, 2798 nt
Organism: Chenopodium quinoa (quinoa)
Lineage: Eukaryota; Viridiplantae; Streptophyta; Magnoliopsida; Caryophyllales; Amaranthaceae
Product: protein SIEL-like
Biological process (GO): intercellular transport
Cellular component (GO): endosome
Source: RefSeq, a predicted model, not a curated record